Saccoglossus kowalevskii is the source of this 556-nucleotide messenger RNA. RefSeq names its product nucleoporin NUP188-like. Gene Ontology annotation, molecular function: structural constituent of nuclear pore. Lineage: Eukaryota; Metazoa; Hemichordata; Enteropneusta; Harrimaniidae. The record is from RefSeq and is a predicted model, not a curated record. Gene Ontology annotation, cellular component: nuclear pore inner ring. Gene Ontology annotation, biological process: RNA export from nucleus; protein import into nucleus.
GCUAAAGUAUUGUAUGUGCUGGAGAACUGUUUAUUUGUGACCAUGUCACAAGGAAUGAGAUAUCUGAAAGAACCAAGUAUAGUACCAAGAGAUAAACAGCUGUUAAAGAGAGAGCUUGGAACUGAACUUAGUACGUUUCUGAUCAGUCUUCAGCGUUAUUUCCGUCGAGGUGGUCCAGGAUCACCAAGUGCCAGUCCAUCAGGGACUAUGUCAUCACUGUCAUCAUCUGCCAGUAAAACAUCACUCCAUGGAGCAUUCAUUGAUGCACAGGAACAAGCAUUCUUUAGAGUUGUAAACCUGUAUGUACAACAAGUACUUCGCUGAUAUUCUCCCGGGUCUUGUGACUUCUCAUUAACAGAUUGUUGAACAAAUGUCGUAGUUGGUAUACAAAAAAAAGUAUACAAAAGCAAUGUUGGUUAGUGUCAGUGUGUCCUCUAAGCUGAUAGCACAGAUUUAUUGUGAUCAACUAUCUUGGCAUGUCACUGACACUACAGAAAAGCAUACAUUGAUAUAGCAACAUUUUACUAUAGUUUAAUAAAACGUGUGUCAAAACAAA